Molecule: messenger RNA, 2352 nt
Organism: Colossoma macropomum (tambaqui)
Lineage: Eukaryota; Metazoa; Chordata; Actinopteri; Characiformes; Serrasalmidae
Gene: nck2b
Product: NCK adaptor protein 2b
Exons: 4
Coding region: 178-1326 (382 amino acids)
Biological process (GO): negative regulation of endoplasmic reticulum stress-induced eIF2 alpha phosphorylation; negative regulation of PERK-mediated unfolded protein response; positive regulation of endoplasmic reticulum stress-induced intrinsic apoptotic signaling pathway
Molecular function (GO): protein binding
Source: RefSeq, a predicted model, not a curated record
GCGGAGGCAGCGGGCGCUGUGCUGAGUGGACUUCCAGGGCCUGGGAGAGAGGAGCUCAGGCGGAUUUUCGAGCGUAAAACUUUCGCGCUGAGGCUCCGAAGCCGACCAGGACGAUCUCGACCGUCACGCCGUUGUCCUGUCAGCUCGAAGGGACCCGCAAGAGUGACUCCAUGAAAGAUGUCAGAAGAGGUGAUUGUUAUCGCCAAGUGGGACUACACUGCGCAGCAGGACCAAGAACUUGACAUCAGGAAGAAUGAGCGGCUGUGGCUCCUGGAUGACUCCAAAACAUGGUGGAGGGUCCGGAAUGCAUCCAACAGGACUGGCUACGUACCUUCCAACUAUGUGGAGCGCAAGAACAGCCUGAAGAAAGGCUCUCUGGUGAAAAACCUCAAGGACACUCUCGGCCUGGGCAAGACGAAACGAAAGACGAGCGCGAGGGACACGUCUCCAACGCCGAGCACGGACGCAGAGUACCCCUCGAACGGCAGCGGAGGGGGCGGAGCCGAGCGAAUCUACGACCUGAACACGCCGGCUGUGGUGAAGUUCGCCUAUGUGGCGGAGCGGGACGACGAGCUGACCCUUGUGAAGGGCGCGCGCUUGCUGGUGAUGGAGAAGUGCAGUGAUGGCUGGUGGCGCGGUAGCUUCGACGGACAGAUGGGCUGGUUCCCCUCUAACUACGUCCAGGAGGAGGAGGCCGGGGAGGACGGCGGCGAUCCGCCCACCUCACUGGCCUCCCGGGCGGCCCUCGUAAACGGCCAAGGCCCCCGUGUACUACACACAGUGCAGACCCUCUACCGUUUCAGCUCAGCCGCAGAAGAGGAGCUGAACUUUGAGAAGGGCGAGCUCAUGGAGGUGGUGGAGAAACCUGAGAAUGACCCCGAAUGGUGGAGAUGUAAAAACUGCCGCGGGCAGGUGGGCCUAGUGCCAAAGAACUAUGUGGUGGUGCUCAGCGAUGGGCCAGAAGCAGGUGGCACGGGGCCCCGUGCCCAGCAGUACACCGGGCCGGCCCACACGGGGAGGUUUGCGGGUAAAGACUGGUAUUACGGCGACGUGACGCGGCACCAGGCGGAGUGCGCAUUAAACGAGAGGGGCAUGGAGGGAGAUUUCCUGGUGCGAGACAGCGAGUCUUCUCCGAGUGAUUUCUCCAUCUCUCUGAAGGCGGCGGGGAAGAACAAGCACUUCAAGGUGCAGUGCUGCGAGGGCAUCUACUGCAUCGGCCAGCGGCGUUUCAACACCAUGGACGAGCUGGUAGAGCACUACAAGAAAGCGCCCAUCUUCACCAGCGAGCACGGAGAGAAGCUCUACCUGGUCAAACCCCUCCAGUGACCUUCCAGCCACAAAUGAGCCUUAGGACCCAAGCAGACCUCACGCUGAGCCAAGCCGUUCCUGCGCCUCCUUCCUCCUUUUCUCCUUGGUGGUUGUUUCUCACCAGCAGGUGGGCCGAAGCAAAGAGUGCCAAUACAAGCAGCCGGACAUUUAAAGACUAUAAGUGACCCAUGCUGACUGAGAAUGGCGGUGCAGUUUUGUCCUUCAUUUUUAUCUGUUGUCCUCUUAUUAUUCACUUGUUCAUGUCUUUUUUUUAUGUUUUGUCUUCUCAGAGAUGGUAGAAGGAUGUUUAUAAUAAAUCUUGCCUUCAUCUAAGUGUUACAGAAUCACAUGCUCGUUGCCUUGGCUAGCUCGUUCUCUACUCAGAGGCACAGGAAACCCCUCGUUCAAGUUCACACGAAUAGUGUUUCAACCAUGCGUCUAUUUUCAAAGGUACUUUGUUCUGGUACAGUUCGAUGGUACAGUUCAGUGGUAGUGAAGCCCCCAAGCCUUCGCUUAGCAUGCAGAGCUACUGGUGGGAGCGCAAGCCAGAGGGAUAACACGGAUGCUGUAUCUACACGUGUUGCCAAAGAGAGACUAUCGGUGACCAACAGGUACUGGCUGCCCCCUGCUGGAGACGCACGGACAUGCCGACAGGAGGCCUGAGAUGAAUGUCAGUAGAUGCUCAACCAAAUGUGCCACAUACACUCGUUAUGUGUAAGUAUAUUUCUCCACGUUAUUCAGACCCACUAUCUACGUCAACCUGAGUUGUGCUAUACCCAUAUUAUUGUGGACACUGUCAAAAAGGGUACGAUUAUAAGAGAGCUUAUUCUGUUGGAUACGUCAUUGUGCAUUUACUUUCUCUGCUUUUUAAGAAGUAUAUGUCUGAAUGUUAUAGAGCAUUGUUAUUUAAAUUCAUGUUACAGCAUUAUGUCUAUUUAAACAAGAGAAUAAGGUGCAUAUACAGAAAUUAUAGCACUGUACCGACAGCAGUUGUGUUGAGAGUUGAAAUACCUUUUGUUUAAUUAAAGGUUUUGCAAAAUAAUG